This is a messenger RNA of Beauveria bassiana ARSEF 2860, 4458 nucleotides long. RefSeq names its product SNF2 family domain-containing protein. The coding region runs from base 1 to 4458 and encodes 1485 amino acids. Gene Ontology annotation, cellular component: nucleus. Lineage: Eukaryota; Fungi; Ascomycota; Sordariomycetes; Hypocreales; Cordycipitaceae. Gene Ontology annotation, molecular function: ATP binding; ATP-dependent chromatin remodeler activity; ubiquitin protein ligase activity. The transcript is spliced from 2 exons. Gene Ontology annotation, biological process: DNA damage response; protein polyubiquitination. The record is from RefSeq and is a predicted model, not a curated record.
AUGCCGCGAAGGAAGCGCACUUCACGAAUGCCGGUACGGACGGUAUACAGCCGGUUCGAUUUCAACGAUGCCCUAUCCUCCGACAUCGUCGAUGCGCUCCAGGCGCUCCCGUCCGGCUCUGAGCACCAUAUCAUGCCCAAUGGUGUAAGCCGUGAAAACGCUGCAAAACGUCGCAAGACCACAGAGGCUCCUCCGAAUGGUUCUAUCUGUGUUGAACAGAGUACGAUAUCCUUUACUCGUACGAUUGAGCGCCGCGAAACGAACGACCACCUGUCCGUCAAACCCGACGUCGGACCCCACGUCACCUUUCGAUACGGCGACAAUUUGCUUGGUCUCAGAGCCCGUGACAAGGCUAUUGGUCUUCCUGCCUUUACCGUCACAAUACAAAGUGAUGAUGUCGAGCCUGGAAUGGACACUAUGUUCAAAUUCAUGUCGCAGCCAGUGCGACGGAGCGCGCACGGAUUGCUAUGGACCAAGGUCGACGCACGGCUCGAAAUUGCGCAAGGCAUGCUCACUUGUGCGUUUACGUUUGCCAUAAUGUGGAAUGAAACUCCGUCGCCAUAUUACACGAUGCGAACCACUGUCGAGCGGAAAGAGAGCCAAGCCAUCAUCGAUACAUAUUUCCCCCAUGCAGCGACCAACUCUUCUGCCUGGUCGCCAAUGGACUUUUACGAAGCAGCCUACGUUCCCCCCAAAGACGAUGCAGACUCCGCAUCUAUUGAAAUCCCAUCAUUAGAUGCUACCCUUUUUCCAUAUCAGAAACGGACCGUGAAGUGGCUUUUACAUCGCGAGGGCACCCAAUGUACAGCUGCCGGCAUGGAACCCAUUGCAGACUCUGUUCCACAUUCUGUUUGUGAUACUUUUCGCCAAGUCAAGGAUGCAGAAGGGAAUGAUUUUUACCUAAGUGAUGUGUUGCACGUCGUUACGCGCAACAAGACUCCCUAUCACCUUGCUGACAGAGAAAUGAAAGGAGGUAUUCUGGCCGAAGAGAUGGGCCUUGGCAAAACUCUCGAGAUUAUUGGACUGAUCUUAUUGAACCAGCGACCAGAGCUUCUCCAUGAGAUACCAGACUCCCAGGAGGAUUCCGAUGGACUUUUGCACACAAAAGCUACUCUCAUUGUCACGCCAGAACCUCUCCGACAACAGUGGAUGACCGAGAUCGCAACCCAUGCACCGUCUCUCCGGGUCAUUCACUAUCAAGGCUGCAAGAAGCUCGAGGAAGACGAAGAAGGCACAGCAGUGGCCAAGCUCGCGUCGUCUGAUGUCGUCAUAACAACAUAUUCUGUUCUAUCCCAAGAACUCCACUUCGCUACUGACCCGCCUGAACGCUCACGUCGCUUUGAACGAGCUUAUAAACGCCCCAAGUCGCCUCUCGUACAAAUAUCCUGGUGGAGAGUAUGUCUUGACGAAGCUCAGAUGAUUGAGAAUGGUGUAAGCCAGGCUGCUUCAGUUGCUCGCCUUAUCCCGCGAACCAACGCAUGGGGCAUCACAGGAACCCCAGUCAAGGACGAUGUGAAGGAUUUAUUUGGCUUACUGUUGUUUCUCCGCUAUCAGCCAUAUUGCUAUGCAAAUCAAGUAUGGAAUGCGCUCAUCACCUUCCAUAAGCCGCUAUUCCAAAAAUUAUUCCAGUCACUUGCGCUACGGCAUACAAAGGCGCUGGUGAGAGACGAGAUUCUUCUGCCGCCUCAAAAGCGCUAUGUUAUUAGCAUGCCUUUUAGUGCGGUCGAGGAGCAACAUUAUCAAAGCUUGUUCAUUGACAUGGCAAAGGACUGUCAAUUGACACUGACUGGGACUCCGACGACUGACGACUGGGAAUUUGAAGAUCACGAGACGCAGAUGCGUACAUGGCUGACCAGAUUGCGCCAAACAGCACUGCAUCCAGAAGUAGGAGUGUAUAGCCGACGUCUGCUUGGACACAAUAAAGAACGGCCGAUGCGUACCAUUGAGGAAGUACUCAAUGCCAUGUUGGAGCAGAGCGAAGCGGCUAUUCGCAAUGAAGAGAGGGCUUAUUUGUCAGCCAGGCUGACGCGCGGUCAGCUUUUCGAAAACAGCCCACGAGUCAAGGAGGCUCUCGCCAUAUGGGAAGAAGUUCGCGAGGAGACAGCGAAGCUUCUUGAGGAUGCAAGAUCGAAACUCGCCACCGGCAUUCAAGAGCUGAAGCGAUCGCAAGACUCACAACCCGAGCCUGUUGCCACCAGAAUACACGGCUCUGAUUCUGAAUCUGAGAGCGACAUGGAUACAAUCGACUCGAGAGGCAAGCUCUCGGAGCUACAUCGGCGCUUACGUUCUGCACUGGAGAUACACCACAAGGCAGUAUUCUUUUGCGCCAAUGCCAACUUUCAGAUGCGCGACAACCCGGAAAUGACGGAGCCAGACUCUGAAGAAUUUCAUCGCCUCAAGAAACUCGAGGACGAAGGGUACGAGAAUGCAAAGGUCCUGCGACGAGAAAUUCUGCAAGAAAGCUACCGAAAGGCAAACCGUCAUAUGGUCAGGAUCAGGAGAAAAGCCAACAACCAAACAUUUGUGGAAGUCCCCGAACUUGUCGUCAAAACAGAAAAGGGUAUCGAAAGUGGCAGAGUCGUUGACCGAUUGGAAGUGCUCUUUGAAGAGCUCAACGAGCAGGCCAACGUCAUGGACGAAUGGCGGGAGCAGGUGGUACAGCUACUUCUACAACCACUUCUGGAUGAAGAGGAUGAUGUUGAGUUUACCGGUGAAGAGCUUGUGGAUUCUGCCAAAUUUCAAGACGAUUUAAUGGUCUAUGUGCAGGCGCUACGAAGCGUUAUUGCAGACCGCCAAGAUGCCUUAUCUGGACAGACGAAUGAGCUGGUCAAGCACGAGACUGAGACGAGUAUCAAACUAGCAGAAAACGGCGGCGGUCCCGCCCCGGAGAAGAUGCUAGCGCUACUCAAAGUCAGGAAACAGAUGAAACCGCACCGCUCGCAGACAUCAAUGCGUGGCGCAAUCGGUGAGCUUCGAGGCCUACAGACUCGACUAAAUCGAGACGCACCCAGCAGCAACCGCGAAGCCAUGGAGCUCCAGAUUGUCUCUGAACACUUAAAGCGCACGCAGGAGCUUCUGAGCCAGCAGAACAAGGCAGCGACGGCGCUCGAAUCCGAGAUUGAGAGCUUCAAGGAUGCCAUGAAUGCUCGUCUCGAGUACUACCGCCAGCUGCAGGCGGUAUCCGACGCUGUGCUCCCCUAUCAAGGCGACAAGACGGUACAGGUCGAAGAGCGGCUGAACAAGCUGGAACAGGACGCACACAAGAAGUUACUCUCGAGCGAGGCCAAGAACCGAUACCUGAGGAAUCUCAAGGAGAGCGGCGAAGGCGGGCCCGGCGGCAGGUCCAACGAGCCGCGCAUGUGCAUCAUCUGCCAGGCGCCGUUUGUGACGGGCGUGCUGACCGUCUGCGGCCACCAGUUUUGCAAGGAGUGCAUGAUGAUAUGGUACAAGUCGCAUCGCAACUGCCCCGUGUGCAAGAAGCAGCUCAAGGUUGAGCAGCUGCACGACAUUGCCAUCAAGCCGCAGCAGCUACAGAUUGUGAGCGAAGGCGGCAGCAACGGCGCCGGCCAGCCGCGACGGCAGCAUACCAGCGGCGGCCUGCGCAACGGCGUCAUCUACAGCGAGUUCAACGCGGACAAGCUGGCCGAGAUCAAGAACAUUGACCUCGACGGACCCUCGUUUACCACAAAGGUGGACACGCUCGUGCGACACCUGCUGUGGCUGCGCGAGGUGGACCCGGGCGCCAAGUCCAUCAUCUUCUCGCAGUACCGCGAUUUUCUAACAGUGCUGCAUAAUGCGCUGCGCCGUUUUCGCAUCGGAUACGCCUCCAUUGACGAGGGCGACGGCAUCGCGCGCUUCAAGAGCGACCCGGCCGCCGAGUGCUUCUUGCUGCACGCGCGCGCCCACGCCUCGGGCCUCAACCUCGUCAACGCCAGCCACGUCUUCCUGUGCGAGCCGCUGCUGCACACGGCGCUCGAGCUGCAAGCCAUUGCGCGUGUGGACCGCAUUGGCCAGCAGCACGAGACCACUGUUUGGCUGUACCUCGUCUCGGGCACCGUCGAGGAAUCCAUAUACAACCUGUCGGUGCGGCGGCGCUUGGAGCACAUGGGUCGUACGGCGACUGCUGCGAACGGUAGCAGGAAUAACAACAAAAACGGCAGCAGUAGCAGAAGCAAGUCCACACCGGAACCGCUCGACGCGAGCAUCGAAGAGGCCAACACGCUGGAGAUGGAGCACGCGGCACUGUCCAAGCUGAUGAGCAAGGACAGGACCGCGGGCGAAAUGAUUGACAAGGGCGAUUUGUGGGAGUGCCUGUUUGGCAAUGUACAAGGGGACGACGCUGCCGAGACCACCGCCGGCGGCGGCGGUGGCGGGAGGAGUGGCGACGAGCGGUUCAAGAAUAGGGCCGUCAUGUCGUACCUGGCUGCGGAAGCCGCAAGCUCGAGAAACAUUGAGUGA